AUGACAAGGAUCAACUUGGAAAGUUCGACUCAAGGAGUGAUGAAGGCAUAUUUCUGGGUUAUUCAGGCAAUAGUUCAGCUACAGAGUCUUCAAUCUUCGGUCCAAGAUGAUUAUGGAGUCGGUCAAUGUUGUUUUGAUGAUCGAUCAAUUGCGGCCAUGGGAGACUCUCCAAUGUUUCAUGAACCAGAAGUCAGCGAAGCAGAAACAGAAGCAGAGGAGGUUCGUGAAGAAGAAGAAAAGGUUCAUGAGGAAGUCUCUGACACAGCUCCUGAUGUAGGUCUCCCACUGACACAAGUUCACAGAAACCAUUCCUCGAACGAUCUGAUUGGAGACAUCACUGAGCCACGAAGGACGAGAGGAAUCAAGAUGAACUAUAAGCAGAUGGAACUAGAGGAGUUCGUGAGAAACGAUGUAUGGGAGUUAGUGCCACUACCUGAUGGUGUGAAUGUGGUCGGUACAAAGUGGAUCUUCAAGAACAAGACAGAUGAUGCUGGAAGCAUUGUACGAAACAAGUCAAGACUUGUUGCGCAAGGUUACUCACAAGUUGAAGGAGUCGACUUUGAUGAAACCUUUGCCCCUGUAGCUCGUCUUGAGUCUAUCAGACUGUUUCUAGGGAUGGCAUGCAUAUUGAACUUCAAGGUGUAUCAGAUGGAUGUGAAGAGUGCUUUCUUGAAUGGCAUUCUACAAGAGGAAGUAUAUGUAGCCAACCGAAGGAGGAACUGUGGACAAAACUUGUUCACACUUGAGAAGAAGAAUGAGAUGAUGAUGGUGCAGAUCUAUGUAGAUGAUAUCAUCUUUGGAGGAACUUCAGAGAAGCUGGUGGAAAACUUUGUGAAGAGUAUGACUAAGGAGUUCAAGAUGAGCAUGGUGGGAGAUUGA
This is a messenger RNA of Microthlaspi erraticum, 879 nucleotides long. The record is from the annotation of a GenBank genome assembly. NCBI's taxonomy places the organism in Eukaryota, Viridiplantae, Streptophyta, Magnoliopsida, Brassicales, Brassicaceae.